AAACUCACACUAUUGUUUUUAGCGGCAACAUCUCGCGUGUGGUGAAAUAGUUUGCUUCAUACUGCAAAGCAAAAUCAAAAGCCUCCAAAAUGGACGUUGAAUUGCCUUACGCGGCAGAAUAUGCAAAAAGUGGCCGUGCUUCUUGUAAAGGAUGUAAGACUCCAAUUCCAAAAGAUUCUUUACGCCUUGCUACUAUGGUCCAAUCUCCCUUUCAUGAUGGAAAAGUUCCAAACUGGUUUCAUAAGGACUGUUUUUUAAAGAAACAGCGUCCAGCCACUGUGGGGGAUAUAAAGAACUUUGAAAAUUUGAGAUUUGAUGACCAAACUGAGCUGACAAAACUUAUUGGUAACGCACAAGUAGCCGUUGCUGGCAAAGCGGGUAAGCGUUCAAAGGCCGAACAGCAAGCAAUUAAAGAUUUCGGGAUCGAGUACUCUAAAUCGGGACGGGCAGCAUGCCGUGGAUGCGAACUAAAAAUAAACAAAGAUGAAGUUCGAGUAUGUAAAACCCUUUUCGAUACUGAAGUUGGAAUGAAAUACGGUGGUCAAAAAGUUUGGCAUCAUUUGGAGUGCUUUGCUAAGAUGCGAUCGGAUCUUGGUUGGUUUGAUACAGGUGAAACUCUUCCUGGAUAUAAAGGCUUAAAAGCUGACGACAAAGCGGAAGUCUUAAAAUUGUUGCCUUUAAUAAAGUCUGAUGAUUUACCAGACGCCAAGAAACCGAAGCUAGAGCCAAAAGAUGAGGCCGAAGAAAAUGAUAAGAAGAAAAGGCUAAAAAAACAGAAUGAUAAUUUAUUCAAAUUCCGUGAUGUAUUAAAAAACGAAAUGAAAAAAACGGAUAUUGAGAAGCUUUUGGAGUACAACGGACAGACACCUAUAGCUGGUGAUUCUGAAAAACUUUUAGAUCAAGCAGCAGAUUUACUGACAUUUGGCGCAAUUGAAUCUUGUCCAGAAUGCAAGAGUACGCAGUUUAUUUUUAAUAAAUCGGGUUACCUUUGUAAUGGCAACAUCUCAGAAUGGACUAAGUGCACAAAGUUAUUCACAGAACCCAAGCGAAGUGCAUGUAAGGUUCCGAAAGACUUGAAAACUACUUAUAAUUUUUGGAGCGAUGUUAAAAAAAAACCCGAAACGCGAAUUAUUCAGUACGUGGCUCCAAGCGCAUCAACUAUUGCCAAGGACAUUGCUAUAAAGAAAAAUCCAGAUGAAAUUGAUGGUCCCAAAAUUAAACGAGAACGACCACCAUUAUACAAUUUUAAACUAUCACUAAUCGGUAUGAAAGACAGUGAGGCUGAAAUAAAAAAACGCAUCGGAAAGUUAGGCGGAAAAUUCGAUACUAAAAUACUUGUUGAUACCAUAGCUAUUAUAUCUACAGAAAAAGAAGUGGAAAAGAUGAGCUCUCGUAUGAAAAAAGCAAAAGAGCUUGGUAUACACAUUAUUCCUGAGAAGUAUCUUGAUUCUGUUGAAUCUGAUGGCACUGGAGCCCUUAAUUUCAUAAGUAGCAUGACUCUUUGCGAUUGGGGUACAGACCCAUCAGCCCGUCUGCCUCAAGAAGAAUUAAAGAGUUCAAAGUCGAAAAGUAUCUACACAAAAUCUGUACCAAAGUCGGUGACUCUUAAGGUAAAGAAUGGAUUUGCUGUGGAUCCUGAUAGUGGUCUGGAGGAUAUAGCGCAUGUGUAUGUCAAAGGCGAUGAUAAGUAUAAUAUUGUCCUGGGCUUAACAGACAUACAGCGUAAUAAAAAUUCAUAUUAUAAAUUGCAACUUUUGGAAGCCGAUACUAAGAAUAAGUAUUGGAUUUUCCGCUCUUGGGGUCGUAUUGGCACGACUAUUGGAGGUUCAAAGGUAGAAGAUUUUAGAACGGUAAUAGAGGCUGUAAAUUGUUUUUGUAACGUAUAUUCUGAAAAAACAGGAAAUGAUUUCAAAAACAGAAAUAAUUUUGUAAAAAUUCCGGGUCGCAUGUAUCCAAUCGACAUUCAAUAUGAAGAUGAUAAUGUAGUGAAAGACACCGGCAAUGAAAAUAUUGAUUCUAAACUUGAACCAUCGCUUCAAAGUCUAAUUAAGCUUAUAUUUGAUGUCGAAUCUAUGAAGAAAACUAUGAUGGAAUUUCACAUAGAUAUGGAAAAAAUGCCAUUGGGAAAACUGAGCUUGAAGCAAAUUCAGUCAGCGUACUCGGUUGUUACAGAAAUAUAUGAUUUAAUACAAAAACAUGGCACUAACUCUGGAUUUAUUGAUGCCAGUAAUCGAUUCUACACAUUAAUUCCUCACUGUUUUGGAGUCCAUGCGCCGCCUUUGAUUGAAACAAUAGAACAGGUCGAAAGUUUACGUCAAAUGCUGGAUUCGUUGGCGGAGAUUGAAGUUGCCUACAAUUUAAUUAAGAGCGAGGAUAUUAUGGAGGACAUCAAUCCGUUGGAUAAACAUUACGAACAGUUAAAAACACAACUACAACCACUAGACAAAAAUAGUAAAGAAUUUGCAACUUUGAACACGUAUGUGCAAAAUACACAUGCAUCUACACAUAGUUCAUAUGAGCUUCAAGUUAUAGAUAUUUUUACGGUUGCCCGUCAAGGAGAAGCUCGGCGCUUUAAGCCAUUCAAGAAACUGCACAAUCGUAAAUUGCUAUGGCACGGUUCUCGACUAACAAACUUUGUUGGAAUAUUGUCGCAUGGCCUGAAAAUUGCUCCGCCCGAAGCUCCGCCAACUGGCUACAUGUUCGGCAAGGGUAUUUAUUUUGCAGAUAUGGUGUCCAAAUCAGCAAAUUAUUGUUGUACCAGUCAGCACAACUCUACGGGCCUUAUGUUAUUGUCUGAAGUGGCCUUGGGUGACAUGAUGGAAUGUACGGCCUCUAAAUAUGUGGAAAAAUUACCAAAAGGUAAACAUAGCUGCUUUGGCCAUGGUCGCACGAUGCCAGAUCCAAAAGGCUCACUUGUACGGGAUGAUGGUGUAGAAAUUCCACUUGGAAAUCCUGUGACUGAUGAAAAAUUGAAGUCAUCGUUGCUGUAUAAUGAGUAUAUCGUAUAUGAUAUUGCACAGGUUAAUGUUCAAUAUUUGUUCCGCAUGGAGUUUAAGUACAAAUAUUAACUAAUUGCUUAUGAAAAUCAGCCAAAAUAAAUAAUUUUUUUCAACUUA
Messenger RNA from Drosophila grimshawi, 3116 nucleotides. It is a transcript of the gene Parp1, whose product is annotated as poly [ADP-ribose] polymerase. The coding region runs from base 90 to 3068 and encodes 992 amino acids. Lineage: Eukaryota; Metazoa; Arthropoda; Insecta; Diptera; Drosophilidae. The record is from RefSeq and is a predicted model, not a curated record. Gene Ontology annotation, molecular function: zinc ion binding; NAD binding; DNA binding. Gene Ontology annotation, cellular component: nucleus. The transcript is spliced from 6 exons.